Patiria miniata (bat star) is the source of this 3426-nucleotide messenger RNA. RefSeq lists its product as uncharacterized. The record is from RefSeq and is a predicted model, not a curated record. Gene Ontology annotation, molecular function: DNA binding. The transcript has 3 exons. The coding region runs from base 28 to 2589 and encodes 853 amino acids. NCBI's taxonomy places the organism in Eukaryota, Metazoa, Echinodermata, Asteroidea, Valvatida, Asterinidae. Gene Ontology annotation, biological process: DNA integration; DNA recombination.
GAGAAAGAUGUCCAGUCAGCAGACCAAAUGCAUUCCAAUUCCUCUGUUGGUGAGCCACAGCAAUCACACAUAGUUCAUGGCCCUCAUUGUCUCGAGAAAGAUGUCCAGGCAGCAGACCAAAUGUCUUCCAAUUCCUCUCUUGGUGAGCCACAGCAAUUACACAUAGUUGAUGGCCCUCAAAGUCUUGAGAAAGAUGUCCAGUCGGCAGACCAAACACCUUUGAAGUCCUCUCUUGAUGAGUCACAGAAAUCACACAUAAUUGUUCAGAGGCAUGCUCCAUCAUAUCCUGUAGAGGAUAAUCUUGACUCACCUGAUGAAUAUUCCUCAGAUGAAAACGACCCAGAUUUCAUUCCAGAUUCAAAUUCGUCAGAUGAAGACAUUGUUCCAGAAUCAUCAGAUGAAAUAUCUUUGAGGUCACCAAGCCCGGUAAUACCGAUUCCAUCAAGGGAGUCUUCCAAUCAUCCAGUUUCUUCUGAUGAGACUGUCUCCAGCACAAGUGAAAUUGAAGUCAUGACAACUUCAAACUCUGAAGGGAAGCGCCACUGGGACAAACCACAGUACUGCCCAUUUUGUCUUCAGCAACAGAAGAAACUACCACGCCAUUUGACUACACCGAUGCAUAAAGAUGAAACCCAAGUUAAAACUUGGCUGGCCACAACAGAUGUGAAGGAAAAGAAGAAACAACUCACACUGAUGAGAAACUACGGCAAUUUUCUUCAUAACUCAACUGUUUUGAAAAAGGGGAAAGGCACUCUUAUUGUUGUGUAUCGUCCUGGAUAUGACACGGACCAUAAUGAUUAUCUUCCUUGUCAGGACUGUUACGGCUACUAUGCCAAGUCAGAUUUAUGGAAGCACAGAUGCAGCCAAAAACCUGAUGUUGAUUGCUCUGGUGAGCCUUGUGUAAAAAAGAGAAGAACUAUGUUCUGCAAGCCAGGGAGAAUGCUUUUGCCAUCAACACCCGGGGUUAGUGCUAGGACUAAUGAAAUCUUGUCAAGUAUGAAUGCCGACAACAUUUCCCGCUUGGUCAAGUCUGAUGAGCUUAUCAAAAGGUUUGCUGACAAGUUGGUAAUGAAGCAUGGCCACAGCAAAGACCAGGCUGGAUACAUCAGGCAAAGAUUAAGGGAGAUUGCACGAAUGGUGUUGGAAUUUCGAUUCUUGACGGGCCAAACAAAUGUUGGAUUGUCUACACUGAUAUGUCCUACAAAAUUUGUUGCAGUGACUCGUGCAACACGAGUUGCAGCUGGCUUCAAUGACGAAACUCAUCUGUACAGCACACCCAGUCUUGCACUGAAGAUUGGACACAGCAUGAAGACUUGUGCAGAAAUUCUGCGUGGUGAGGCUCUUAUGUCUGGGGAUGAGUCGACUGAGAAGCGUUGUAAAGGAUUCCUAUCACUUUACUCCACACAAUGGGAAGAAAAAGUCAGCCAUCAUGCAUUACGUAGUUUGAAUGAGGCGCAGCGAAACAAUCCAAAGCUGUUACCGUUGACUGAAGAUGUGGUGAAGCUAUCGCAAUAUCUGAAGGAUGAGGUUAGAGUCAGGGAACAGGUGUUGCAAAGUGCAGAUGGCUCAAGAGAAGUCCAAACAGCAUGGUCAAGGCUGGCAGAAAUUCUUCUCUCCCAAAUCAUUCUCUUCAACCGAAAGAGACCCGGGGAAGUCUCAAGAAUGACAAUUCAAGACUACAGUAAGUGCAUGAAUGGAGAAGACACAAUCAUUGAAGGUGCCCUGACAGCCUGGGAGAAAGCCCUGUGCAGAGUGCUUUGGAGGGUAGAGUUGAUAGGAAAGCGGUCCAGGACUGUCGUUGUACUUCUCACCUCUGACAUGAAGCAUGCCUUGGAUCUUCUCCUAAGUAAGAGAGCUGCAGCUGCAAUUAAUGAUGGCAACGACUAUCUCUUCUCAGCUAGAUAUGGAGAAGGCCACAUUAGAGGGACAGAUACUGUUCGUGAGCAUGCCAAUAAGUGCGGAGCCAAACAACCUGCAAAUCUACGAGCGACCAGGUUAAGGAAACAUAUCGCAACAGUCUCGCAGAUCAUGAACUUGAAAGAAAACGAACUAGAUGUCCUGGCUAAUUUUCUUGGACACGAUAUCAGGACUCACCGACAGUACUAUCGUCUCCCUCAAUCUACCAUUCAAGUUGCAAAAGUAUCCAAGGUUCUUCUGAAAAUGGAGAAAGGGGACAUCAGGGGUCUCGCCGGAAAAACUCUACAAGAGGUUGAGCUCAAUCCAAAUGAAGACUACAAUACAGAUGCUGAGUCUGAUGCUGAGUCUGGGUCUGAUGCUGAGUCUGGGUCUGAUGCUGAGUCUGAUGCCGAGGCAGAGGUCAAUCAGGUCAAACCACCAGCUAAUGGGGACAGACACGGGAAAGGCAAACAACCUACAAUUAAGAGAGCUUGGAGUAGUAAAGAAAAGAAAGCUGUUGCAAGGCAUCUAGGUGGAUACCUCCGUGGCCGUACAGUUCCCGGCAAAGCUGCUAUCAUCAAACUGUUCCAAGCUGAGACUGGCACAUUCUCACACAGGUCAUGGAAGAAUGUGAAGGACUUUGUCAGAAACCAAACCAGAAAGCAGGACCCAAUGUCCUUUCUUGGUACCUAAAUCAGUCCAGAGCUGUAGCAACCAUCAAAUCAAUACACCUUUGGGGAUAAAUCUCACAAUUCCCCUCCCCCACCCCCACGGCCCCCCCCCCAAAAAAAUAUUUAAAAUAGUGGUCGCUUUUUGUCAAACUUUUCUAACCAAUGAUUCUAAUGCCCCUUUUUUUUCCCAAAAUAGCUCUACUUUUUCACGUCCACAUACCCCGUGAUUUUCAAAUAAAAAAAACAGAAAAUAAUGUCUGUGUAAUAAUGAUUCCAUUCAAAUAACAGUGGGACCCUUUUGCCCUGUACAUGCUGAAAAUCUACUUGAGUGUUAAUUCAGUUUCACUUAAGAUGUUUUUGUUUGCCUAACAUUCCUAACCAAAGAUGCAAAACUAAACAGUUAAGCAGAAGCAUAUAUGUUUAUAAUGUGCAGUUUUCUCCAUAAAAAAUGAACGUAUGUUUUCAGGAAGAAGAAUGUGAGAUUGACAGUAGGUGUGUUGAUUUGACAAUGAAUUAUCGCCAUUCUGAAAAGGGUGUCCCUUUUUAAAAAGGAAAGAAAAAUGCAGUUUAACCUGAUUAGACAUAUUAUGUGAUGAGAGUCAACAUAAUGCAUCUGCUCAUCCUUUGGGAUUCCACAGGUUGUUGUAUGCCGUAUUUGGUGUAUCAACUAAUCUUUUUUAACAGCCUUCAAAUGAUCACAGGAGCCAUUCUCUGUAUUUACUAUUCUUUCCCCCUUUUUUGAACGGGGUUGCGCAUAGGCUUAAUGGGUGGAAAUAAUCAUUUUUUUCUUGGGUUGGAAGCCAGUAGGUCGGAAAUGAGAACCGCAUGAAUAAAAAGGGACGCCCUAUAGGCAGGUUGU